AUGGCAUCGAAUGGUCCUGGCAAGUUUGGAUUCUCAUUAGGGUCUCCUUCGUCUAAGGCGAAGCUCCCCUUGCAGAACAAAAAAGGCAUCCAAACCAAGUUUUCCGGGCGAUCUCAAUCACUCGGUUUCGGUGAUGACGAAGAUCGCAGCGAUGAAGAAGAAGUUGAACUUUUGACAGGUUUCGAAGACAAUAAAGCAACAGAAUUGACGCCGAAACCGGAACCCAAACCAUUGUCCAUUGCACCGUUACCCAACAUUGAUUGGCGAUCGCAGACUAAGAAAAAGCAAAUAUAUGUACCAGCCCAUCCGCAAAGUACGGAUGGUCAAGUGGAGAGCAAUGUGGAAGUGAUGGGCCAACAAGCUUCGGCAUACGGCCUUCAAGUACAAUCUAGAAAGGUCACGCAGGAAACCCACGUCGCUGCCACCAUCAGUGAAUCCGAAACACAGCAACAGGAUCAAACAUCAACGCCAACGAUACCCGAAGAAUCCAAGUCAUUGGAUGCACAAGCAAUGGAAGCCAUUAUGAAAGAGGCAACGAUGGGUGGUCAGGAGGAACAAAAAGGAUCAACAUUGGUGAUAGCUGCUGAUGAAACCGAAGCGUUUCGAGAAGAUGUGCGAAAUCGACCUGAUGAAGCGACCAUGGAAGAUUACGAAAAUAUACCAGUAGAGGAAUUUGGGGCGGCGUUGUUACGAGGUCUUGGCUGGAAGGAAGGGGAAGGGAUCGGCCGAAAUCGUAAAAACUCACCUGCACCUGUGAUCGCUCCUGUCAAACAACGUGAUGCAUUGCUCGGUUUGGGAGCGAAACCCGAAGAUGUCGCCAAGGAUAAGAAGAACAAACAUCGACGAGCUGCUUAUGAAAUCAAGGAAACCAGUUUAUUCAAAAAGAUUAGUAAGCAUCGUGUUGAACAACAACAACAGCAACAGCAAAAGGACAGCCGUGAUAGGCACGGGCGCGAUCGACGGGAGAGGGAUGAAUCACGCGAACGACGACGUCGACACAGCCGUAGCCGCAGCCGUAGUCCAAGUCGGGAAAGUCGUCAUCGUGAACGCAGUGGUGAACGGUCGCGAUCCUAUAGCUCCAGUAGAAGUAGUCGUCGAAGAUCAAGAUCAAGAUCAAGGUCACCUAGUUCUCGGUCGAGCAGCAAGUCGUCUUCUGGAAGGCGACGAGAUCGUUCGCGUGACGGUUCGAGAAGAUGA
Molecule: messenger RNA, 1197 nt
Organism: Radiomyces spectabilis
Lineage: Eukaryota; Fungi; Mucoromycota; Mucoromycetes; Mucorales; Radiomycetaceae
Product: DExH-box splicing factor binding site-domain-containing protein
Exons: 4
Coding region: 1-1197 (398 amino acids)
Biological process (GO): mRNA splicing, via spliceosome
Cellular component (GO): spliceosomal complex
Molecular function (GO): nucleic acid binding
Source: RefSeq, a predicted model, not a curated record